This is a messenger RNA of Strongyloides ratti, 2100 nucleotides long. RefSeq names its product Nuclear pore complex protein Nup93. The record is from RefSeq and is a predicted model, not a curated record. The coding region runs from base 1 to 2100 and encodes 699 amino acids. NCBI's taxonomy places the organism in Eukaryota, Metazoa, Nematoda, Chromadorea, Rhabditida, Strongyloididae. Gene Ontology annotation, molecular function: structural constituent of nuclear pore. Gene Ontology annotation, cellular component: nuclear pore. Gene Ontology annotation, biological process: protein import into nucleus; poly(A)+ mRNA export from nucleus. The transcript has 2 exons.
AUGAAUGAUAUUUAUACGUUUCAAUCAAGUUGUUCCGUAGAUAAUGAUAUCAAUUUUAUUAAAUUUUUCAAUGAUGUCACUGAAACAACAGCUUUUGAUGCUGACAUUCUUUUUUUAAAUAGAAAAGCCCAAGAGUUAAGAAAAGUUAAUUCUAUUGGCGGUACAUCAAGUAAAAUGUUGUUUUGUGUUAAUAAAAAAAAUUUUCCUAAAAAAAAGAAAGAUAUAUCUAUACCUGAGCGUCUCCUUCCACAGUUACAAAAAGCACUUGCUGAAGAGAUUCAAACAUAUGCUUUAAAAAAAAAUCCUAGUAGUCUUUCAACUUCUUUUCAAAAAAUUAUUAAUAACAAUAUGGAAAUUUCAAAUAAUCAGAUUUGGAGAAAAGUUCUUCAUUUUUUUAAUAAACCUAUACCAAAUAAGUAUAAAACAACAUUGGAAUUUAGGACUUCUGAGGAAUUCUUUGAAAGUUUAAUGCAAUUUUCAAUGUCAUAUUUACAAAAAGAAUUUAAAGAACAUAUGGAAAAUGUUGUUUCAAAAAAUUUAAAAUUAGCUAAGAGAGGUGGUAGACCUGGAAAUGAAUAUUUAAUUGAAGGAUUUUUAAAUGUUAUCAGAUUAAAGUGUUAUUAUGAUGUUCAAGAUGGUAUUUUUGGUAGCCAUCCAAUUUGGCAAGUCAUAUUUUGUGCCUUUAGAAUUGGAGAUUAUGAAUUGGUUGGAAGGUGUGUUGAAAAAAUUUCUAAUCAAGGAUUAUAUAAAAGAGUUAUUGAUGUUUUAAAACGAUCAAAGGAAAGUAUUAAACUUUCAAAGGAGGAAGAAAAUGAUUUAAAGGCUGAGUACGAUGAAGAAAUUAGUAAAUCUAGAGAUCCUUACAAGAAAGCAGUAUAUGCUGUAUUUUUAAAUAAAGAAGUUAAUGAAGUAAAUGACAAUUUAGAAAAUUGGAUAUGGAGUAAAUUAGUAUCUGUUUAUGUUUCCAAAGAUGAUGGAAAGUCAAAACUUAUUGAACUUCAAAAAUUAAUUAAAGAAGAGUGUGGUGAAAAUUAUUUUGUAGAUGGUCAACGAAAUUAUACAAAAUAUUUUGGUGUUCUUUGGCUUACUGGACAACUUGAAGCUGCCAUUGAUAUUUUAUAUCGUGGAGAGUAUCUUAUUGAAGCAACUCAUAUUGCAAUUUUAUGUCAUGAGGCUGAAUUUUUAUUAAUUUUACCCAAUUUAUCUGACGACAUUCUUUUACCAUGUAACUACUUAAAUGAAUAUUUAUGUGGUCUCAAUUUUCCUAAAUUAAUUAUUUAUUAUAUGCAACGUUUUGAAGAAACAGAUAUUUUGUCUUUUAUUGCUUAUGGUCAAUUCUUAAAAAAUUUCGAAACUUCUUGUAAUGAGAAUUUGUUUGGAGUAUGUGUGAGUCGAGUUCUUUGCGAUAACGAUUUACAAAGAGAUGAAAUUCUUGGAUAUAUUAAUGAAGAUGGUACAGUUACAGAGGGAAUUUUACAUCGAUAUGGAAAUCUUUGUGCAACUGAAGUUAUCAUUCAAACAGCAAAAGACUUAAACUUUCAAGGAAAACGCAUUGAAUCAAUCAAAUUAUAUACACUUGUUCACGAUGUUGAUACAGCAGCAAAAAUAUUAUGUGAAUUAUUGGGAUCUAUAAUUAUAUCUAAAAGUAGAAGUCGUUCAACUGUGCUGGAUUUUGCAGUAUGGUUUAUUAAAUUAACUUCUAAACCUAAGUAUAAAAUAAAUGACAAUAAUAUAUCAUCAACACUACAAUUGCUUGUUGAUUUAGGAACAUUUUUUGAAUAUGCUCAAGAGAAAAGAAAUCGUGAAGCAAUAACAUACAUGCAACAAUUUGAAAUUUUACCUCAAUACAUUGACUCGAUACAGAAGGCUGUUGAUGCUUAUCAUGUAAUGACAACAGAAAUUCGAAUGAUAUUACCUGAUAUAGUACUUGCAUAUGUUAAUUGUCUCGUUGAUCAAGUUAAUGAUCAAAACGAUGAUACUGAAAAAUUAUUUUUAAAGGAAAUGGGUCAAGCAUUAUUCAAAUAUGUAGGUAUAAUACCAUAUAAGUUCCCACCCCAUAUUCAUACUAAACUUCUUCAAUUAUUUGGAUUUUUUAAAUAA